ACGCACACGCACUCACCCGCAGAGUAUUUGGUCUAUUACUCAGAGCUAUUUUCAGUGCUAUCUUUUACGGUGAGUUCUCGGUACUGUUUGGCAUGGAUGAAACUGCUCAGCAGAGAUGCAGAAUCAUUGUUAGCUCACUGAAGAGGACUGUGGAACGUGUCAGAUGAGGGUGAAAGAAGGAAUCUGUGCCUGAAGAGAGAGAAGAUCGGGAGCUUGGAGUCAAAAAGAAGGAUUCGGUUCUGUGAGUCCUGGACUUUGAUGGAUCAGAAUCAACUCAAACACUACUCUUUCCAGUUUCAGGAUUACACGAAAACUACUAUGGCUACUGCUCCUGAGGUGUCCUUCUCUGUUAAACCAAAUCAACAAGAAAUGUUUACAGACCCAACAAUUGAUGACUGCGAUACACCCCAUCAAGACACAUACACAGCCCUCUCCUGGCUUAUGGUUGGACAGUUUGUACUGGGUCUCCCUCUCAACCUGUCUGUCCUUUACAUCUUUCUCUUCAGAUUCAAGUUCUGGAAGAACAAAAGCAUCUUCCUGUUCAACAUUGUGCUUGCUGACUUUUUGCUGGUGGCCUGUCUUCCUAUCAAGAUCUACCAUUAUCAGCAUGGCGUGAGGCGCAGCCAGGAUAAUGUGGUUUGCAAGAUGAUGCUCUUCAUGCUGUUUCUCAACCGUGGAGCCAGUAUCGCCUUCCUCAUCACUCUGUCCCUCGAUCGCUACUUUAAUGUAGUCCAUCUAGGGAGGAAAAACUGCGUCAAAGUGUUAAAAAGAUCUCCUCUUAUAUCAGUGGUCAUCUGGCUCCUCUUGCUGCCCCUCACCAUCCCCACAAUGGUCAAUACCUUUGAGUGCUGCAACAGCCACGGCCGUGAGAAGGAGACACCGUUACAUGAUGUGACGGACACAUUCAGAGAGAUCGUCUUCUUCACUCAGAUCCUCUUCCCCUUCGUUGUGCUCGUCUAUUGCACGGCCCGCAUUGUGAGCCGGCUGAGGAAGAAGACGGUGGGGGAGAUGAACAAGCUGAGGAGAGCUGUGUUUGUGGUUGUGUCUGUUGUUAUUGUGUUCUCCAUUUGCUUCUUGCCCUGCGCUAUAGCCAGAGCAGCUCUGCUGACCGUGCGACUGAACUUUUGGGAGGAUGCCGAGAAGAUAGUGGUCCAGGUUUAUGAUAGCCUCAUGGUGUUGUCCUACAGUGACUGCCUGCUGGAUCCACUGGUUUACUGCUUCUGCCAUUCAGGGUUUAAAAAUGCGUACAUAUCCACCUUCUUUCCUGCAUUUCUCCGAAAGAGACUCAUCAGUUAUGACAACGGCGUAGGAACUGCAACAACUACAAUUUCUGGGAUAAAACUCACUUCCCUGGCAGCAGCAAAAUGAUUUUUGUCUCUCAUAAAUUGGAAUAUGACUUCCAUUGUAGUAUAGCAGGACUGUACUCAGGUGCAUAGAUAGCGUAGCCAUUCCUCUGCCGUUGUUAAAGCAGCACUAUGUAACUUUUCCACCUUAAUAUCAUAUUUCCAGAGUCAUUGUGAUGGUACAUCAACUUCCAACAGGUUUAAUGACACCUCUGUCAUGGUCUGAGUGGGUCUGUAUCGCCUUCACUUGCACUAUGUAACUUUGAGGAGCAUGGUAGGAACCCUGCCACAUUACUGGUAAAGCACUACCGCCUUUGUCCAAAGGAGCCGCCAAACUCAACAAAAGCUGAAAGUUACAUUGUGCUGCUUUAAAGUCAUCUCUGAAAAGGUGAGAACAAUACUUUUAUAUAUACUUCAUGUAUCUUUUUGAGAAAGAUAGUAGUCUGUGAGCAGUUUGCCUUUUUUCAUGCCUUUAGAGACCACCCGUUUAAGAAUUUGUUGUUUGUUGUUGUGCACAUUCAGUAAUGACAACAUAUGUAAUCAAUAAUUCUGUUAGCACUCUUCUGGAUAUGUACACAGUAUCCCAAAAUACAGUAAAUACCACGGCAUUGUGCGUGCGUGCGUGCUUGGGUGCGUGCGUGCGUGCGUGCGUGCGUGCGUGCGUGCGUGCGUGCGUGCGUGCGUGCGUGCGUGCGUGCGUGCGUGCGUGCGUGCGUGCGUGCGUGCGUGCGUGCGUGCGUGCGUGCGUGCGUGCGUGCGUGCGUGCGUGCGUGCGUGUGUGUUUUAGUGUGUGGAUGAGGAGAUUUACAAGGUUGUGCUGAGACUCUGUCUUAUUCAUAAGGUUUCCUAAUUAAGCCAGAUCAAGUCUAAACCCAUUAUUCAUAUUGAUUGGCAAUGCUAGAAGACAUGUUUAUAAUGGAAAUACAUGUAUAUAAGAGCAUUUUAAUUUACUUGGAUCCUUUUCAACCCAGGUGUAGUAUGUUGGAUGUCAGUACCCACAAAGUCUGCAACAGUAUUCUAUUCAAAAUAAAAAUGUAUAUAUAUAUAUAUAUAUAUAUAUAUAUAUAUAUAUAUAUAUAUAUAUAUAUAUAUAUAUAUAUAUAUAUAUAUAUAUACAUUUGCAGUGCAUGCAACACAAAAACCUCUUUUUAACAUUUUAUAAUUGCCUCGUUUGGGUUUUAGCAUUAAUUCAUUCGUGCAGUUGCAUUUACACUGACAGUUUACAACCAUGGUGACUUUAAUGGUGAACAUUGUUCCUCUGUUUAUACUUAGAGGAGACUAAUAAGAUUGGGUUUAAAAUCAGACCGCUGCUACCACUGCAAAACAGUCAACUACCAGUUGAGUGUUUAAACCUGAAUGUCUGUAUUGAAACUAAACACAUUCCUACUGUAUGUACUUUUGUACAAUGUUGUUUAUCCAGAUUUCAUUAAAUAUAUGAUUGUGUACCGACUGAAGAGCUUUGUAUAUUGCCGCGUUAAAUACACGUAAUAUAUUCUCCAGUCAGUUUACAAGUAACGUGUGUUUUCCCCCAAGUCCCCAUCCUCUUUCCCCACAAACAAGUACUGAAUCAAGACCUCCAUAUACCCAUAAUGAUCGUUGAAAGAUCCAAAUAUUGACAUUAUUCUUCAGGCCCACCACUUUCCACCCUUUCACAAGACGGUGCUACAGUUUGUUCAGGUUGUGUCAUGUGCUGUACGCCUUGUUGAAGCCGCAGUUCCCACCAGCUCAUCCGUUUGAACCAUUCUCAACAAUUUUCAAUGCCCUUUUGCACUGAGCAGAUUACCGGUAUGUCUGUUUUGCAAUAAGAGAAGUGGUUUUGGAUGUCAAGUUAAGUCUGGCAGCCUCUGGAGUAUCUGGAGUAUGCUAUCACAACAACGAUUACAGCCGAGAAAAUGAGCAUGAAAACAAAGGCAAAUAAACAAUAAAGAUAAAAAAAAACAUUGAAUGUUAUCACAGCUUUGCUCCUCCCAUCUUUGAAGGCUGACUCCAUGGCCUGUCUGCUGCUAAACAGCCAGUAAUGACUUAAUGACACAGCCUGAAAGCAGUUUUAUGGAUGAGUAAGAAGAGUAAUAGGAGCUGAGUUGGAGACUUGACGGAUUCAGUGGGAAAGUGAGAAAAUACUGAUUUAAAGGAAUUAUCUACAUUUUCUAAUAAGUGUCUUUUAUAUGGAUCUGCUGUUUAAAAAGAGAGAAAGGAUAUCCCAGUGCUAAAAACUUUUUUUUAUCUGAAUUAGAAACAAUCUGUAAAUCUGGACCCAAGUCAUCAUACAUGGAUCCUAUAUAACGUCUUAAACUUCAGACAAAAUUAAGAGUUUUACUGUUUUUUUUUUUUUCAUUUUCAUUUCUUUUUUGUUCUUUCUAGUAACUGUGUUGGGUCAUGUUUGGCUACACAAGUUCAUACUAAAUCUCUGGCGUUGCACAGCCAUCUAGUGGCAAUGAAACAAACUUCAGCAAACAUCAGCACUCCUGAUGUAUAAAAGAUGCAGUUUCAUACCUCUUAUACUGAAUAAGAAAACUUCCACUUUGGGAUUCUCUUUUGUAAUUUAACCUACACUACUGUUAUUAAUCCAAAAAAGGCAUAAAGAAAAGCUUGUGCCUUGUAUUUCUUGAGUUUUUCUGCACCAUAAUCAGAGAUUAAGCUGGGAUUCAUCAGUUAAAGGAGAAUGAAUCUGGGGGUCCCAGAUCAUGAUCAUGUGGUUGUGUGCAGUGUCAGGGUGAGUAACUGUUGCUUUAUUGUUAUUAAAGUGUUUCAUUGAAAAAUUUUAGUAAAAAAGAACCUGCUUUAACUUUAUAAACUCUACCACUGCAAAUACGGAAGACCAAAACUGACAUAAUUGAAAGUAAAAGCAGAAAUGUAUAGUUUUUGUUUUUCCUUUUCCUUAUACGUGCAUUUUCACCCAAAAAUGUAUAUAUAUAUAUAUUUUUUUUUUGUAUAUAUUUGUUUUUCCCUUCCCUUUCUAUUGACUAAUAGUAGAGAAGCUGGACCAAGAAGGGCAGCCUUCCUCCUUUGCACAAUGUGGUAGAAAUAAUAAUGUAAAGAGACAAGGGAAUGUAAAAACAAGGAAUGCAUGUAUAAAGAAAAGGGAAAUUAUUUUUAAUUAUGUCAGUUGCAAAUAUUGUAUCUGGCAGUGGCUACUAUAGUGCAAAACUAGCAUUUAAGGAGAAAACCUGAAAACCAUUUAUAAAAUUCUCUGUAAAUGAUCAUGUCACAAAAUUUCGAAGAAGAAAACAAUUAUCGUUGCUUUUGUUUGUGCACAAACCUCUUAAUCUCCAGGGUUAAAAUCUUUCUGUGUGAUGGAUGAAGCCAAAGAAGAAGAGCGUGAUAUGAGACGGUGACCAAAAGAAGAUUUAAAAUCUGCUUUGAUU
This is a messenger RNA of Cololabis saira (Pacific saury), 4708 nucleotides long. RefSeq names its product 12-(S)-hydroxy-5,8,10,14-eicosatetraenoic acid receptor-like. Bases 259 to 1368 code for a protein of 369 amino acids. The record is from RefSeq and is a predicted model, not a curated record. Gene Ontology annotation, molecular function: G protein-coupled receptor activity. Gene Ontology annotation, biological process: G protein-coupled receptor signaling pathway. Gene Ontology annotation, cellular component: membrane. NCBI's taxonomy places the organism in Eukaryota, Metazoa, Chordata, Actinopteri, Beloniformes, Belonidae. The transcript has 3 exons.